GAGAUAUCGUCGACAAAGACACUAGGCACUAACUGGAGAUCGUAAAAUCCCGCGAACACGUGGAAUUCAUCUCUACUUUGCGUAUAUGUGAUUCGAAAAUGUAAACAAUAGUAUAGAAGAGGAUUUUUUUGUAUUUUUUUGAGUGGAUGUGGGAGGUUAUAUAUGAGUAGAGAAGAGGAUUAUCAUGUACUUUGCUAGUAUUGUUCCUGCAGUUUGAAAUCUUAGAGGGAAAUUGUUAUUGAUGAGUGCAUUGACAUAACCUCUUAAUUAUUUGGCCAUGACGAUGGAGAAGUGUCGAUUGUGUGGAGAGGAGAGCAAUAAUCUAUCACCUAUUUUCAGUGGUAAAUUUAACAUUGCUGGAAAAAUAGUCACGUGUCUUCCGAUUAAGGUUGUGGAUAACAAUGAUUUACCCCAAGAAAUAUGCUAUUCGUGUGAAAAUGUCGUUGACAUUUGCUACAAAAUGAUCCUCAAAUCAAUGGAGAUUGAUUCAGACUUCAGGAAUGGUGUGAUAAAAAAUUUAGAAAACCAGAAUAGAAAUAUCAACAGUCUUCACGAUGGUAAACUGAAUCCCCAGGUUCUGCUGAUAUCUCACAAUAAAAAUCACGGAGAUUCGGUGAAGAAAAUGGUAGUGGUGAACGAAGGGGAGAAAAUGGAAAUUGACAUUGAACCUCACACACUUGUGGCUCAGGAGAGAUUUUUCGAUAAGGACAUUAAAAUUUAUUGUUAUUCCGAGGAUAAAGAUGACACGAGAAGUGAUAUACUCAGGAACUUAUUGUCCCAGAGGUCCGAGAGGAAGACUAUUCUGAACGAGCACUCAUACGCAUCGUCACCUGAUUUAUCUUCAUCAGUGACGGAUGAGAAGUUUAAUCUGGGUAAUCAGGACCUCAAAUUAAUGAUUACCAAGAGAAGUCUACCCGGCCUGGGGGAUCACAAUUACUUCAAAAAAAUCAAUGACACACAGCUGAUCGACUACUACGACAAAAUUCACACGCAUAUGGCAGCUGAUCAUGAUUAUUAUGAUCGAAACCUCGAGCAGAGGAAAGUCUGCGUGAACUCAUACCCCUGUAAGCUUUAUUCAAAAGCUAUUAAUUCCCUUAUUCCCCCGGAGAGACACGAAGACAUUGAUGGAAAUACUGAGCCUGAUCACUGGGAUCUGUGUACUGAUGUGGUGAAUACCCCAAUUGCUAAUUAUUCAGAGUGGACGGAAAGUCAAAGACAGAGUUUUUUAUUUGCUAAGUGUGAGGAGAUCUUGUGAGUGCCAGCAGGACUGAAUGCACUGGGAUGACGCCAUGGAGCACAAAAUAUCAUUUUUAUUCAACAAAAAUGAUUUAUAAAACUUCUUAUCAUAAGACUUACCUUAUUAUAAAUUUCCAGAAGAUUUGUUUACUGCUGGAAUUUCCUAUAAAAAUGAAUCUGAAGCCGAUUUUACACGUUUCUUUCACUUCAGUGAAAUUUUUCUUUUGUUUUCCACUUCAUUUAUUAGUAUCAUGUAAAUUGAAUCAGUGGAAAAGUCUAGACACUUGAAAAAUGCAUUCAUGUCGCUCCAUUAUGUUAAUAAAAUUAUUAUAAACCAAUAAA
This is a messenger RNA of Diachasmimorpha longicaudata, 1578 nucleotides long. RefSeq lists its product as uncharacterized. The coding region runs from base 278 to 1255 and encodes 325 amino acids. Gene Ontology annotation, molecular function: zinc ion binding. Gene Ontology annotation, cellular component: nucleus. Lineage: Eukaryota; Metazoa; Arthropoda; Insecta; Hymenoptera; Braconidae. The transcript has 3 exons. The record is from RefSeq and is a predicted model, not a curated record.